This is a messenger RNA of Colias croceus (clouded yellow), 3158 nucleotides long. Its product is annotated as peroxisomal N(1)-acetyl-spermine/spermidine oxidase. Gene Ontology annotation, molecular function: polyamine oxidase activity. Bases 51 to 1697 code for a protein of 548 amino acids. The record is from RefSeq and is a predicted model, not a curated record. The transcript is spliced from 3 exons. Lineage: Eukaryota; Metazoa; Arthropoda; Insecta; Lepidoptera; Pieridae.
AAAUAUAAAAGCUCAGUUGUAAAUUUUCUCUGUAAAAUAUAAUAUUUAGUAUGGGCGACGACGAAAUUAAUUCUAGUAAAAAAUGUGAAAAAAAUAAAUACAAUGUAAUUAUAAUUGGCGGCGGUGUGGCAGGUCUAGCCGCCGCUAAUCAUCUUAUCAAUAAUGGGAUGCAGGACUUUAUCAUAAUAGAGGCAAGAAAACGUAUCGGUGGUCGUAUUAUUGCUAUACCAAUGAAACAUCACAGAGUAGAACUAGGAGCGAACUGGAUCCACGGCGUUUUGGGUAAUCCAAUAUACGAGUUGGCAACAGCAAACGGACUUGUAAAUAUAAUCAACGUACCAAAACCACAUAAGGUUAUAGCAGCAACAGAGGAUGGGAAGCAAGUACCUUUCGGCGUUUUACAUGAAAUUCAUGAGGCUUAUGUGUGUUUUUUAAGACGAUGCGAGGAAUAUUUUUUGUGUCAGUAUCUACCACCGCCUGAUAUUCACAGUGUGGGCGAACAUAUAAAUCUUGAAGCAGCAAUAUAUCUUGAGCGCUUACCAACGUCAGAAGAGAAAAGGUUGCGACGCCUAAUCUUCGACUGUCUUUUAAAACGUGAAACGUGUAUAUCUGGAUGUAAUUCAAUGGAUGAAAUUGAUCUCUUAGAACUUGGUAGUUACACAGAAUUACAAGGUGGUAAUAUUUUGAUACCUUCAGGGUACAGUCGAAUUUUAGAACCAUUGACCAAGAAUAUUUCAGCAGAUAAAAUAAUGUCAAAUCAUCCAGUGUCUAAAAUAAUUUGGAAUACAAAUGGAAACUCUGAUGAUUUAGGUGAAGAAUCAGAAGAUUCAGAUCAGACUGUUAUAGAGGAUAUCUCAAAAACAUCAGCCCCUGACCAAGCUAGUCUACACAAUAAAGCUAGUGCAGAAUCGGAAGAUAAGCCAAAGAAAAGAACACAUUUAGUUGAGGUACACUGUGACAAUGGUGAAAGUUAUUAUGCUAAUCAUGUUAUAUGCACAAUUCCUUUGGGUGUACUCAAGGAUCACGCCAGCACUCUAUUUGAACCUUGCUUACCUCAAUACAAAUUGGAGGCGAUAGAAAGGUUGCUUUUUAGUGCUGUUGAUAAAAUUUAUUUAGAAUAUGAAAGACCAUUUCUUAAUCCUGACAUAACAGAGAUCAUGUUGCUUUGGGAUAAUGCCUCGUCCACGGAAAGUAUGGCAGAUUCAUGGUAUAAAAAAAUUUACUCAUUUACAAAAGUAACGGAAACCCUUUUAUUAGGCUGGGUAUCAGGUAAAGAGGCUGAGUACAUGGAAACUUUAUCAAUGGAGGAGGUUGGAGUGACAUGUACCAAGAUAUUGAGGAAGUUUUUAAAUGACCCCUUUGUUCCAGAGCCUAUACUCUGUGUUUGUACUAGUUGGAAAAAGCAACCGUACACGCGCGGCGCAUACACAGCUAUCGGAGUAGGGGCAAGUCAGAGUGAUGUAGAGAGCUUAGCCCAACCACUAUUUAGGAAUGUACGUGAUAAAAAGCCAGUAUUACUCUUCGCUGGAGAGCAUACACAUAGCAGCUUUUAUUCAACAGUGCACGGAGCUUAUUUAUCAGGUCAAAUUGCCGCGCGGAGGAUACUAACUCCGGAUAUAGCACCAGAAAAUGAUCUAGAAUGUCCUGGAUCAGCUGAUAUCAAUGCAUGGAUUCAAGGUAUACAGUUAGAAGGGUAAAGUUACCAUUAUCUGUGGAAUGACUUUUUUUUCAUGACAAUGGCAGCAGGCCUGUUAUAAUGUUUUUGUAGACUCUGUAGGAUGUGAUAGUAAUUAAUAUUUAUUUAGGUUUAUUGAGCCUUAUGGCAGCAUAUAAGACAAUGCAAUUUUCAUAAAAUGGCUUAUGGUUUAUGCGUUUAUAAUUUUUUAUUAGAUUAGUUAAAAUUAAUAAUGAGUUGAACAUAAUAUUAUAUGUGCUUCAAAUUGAAAAAUGUUAUAUUUUUUUUUAGUAUUGAGGUAUUUUGUUAAGUGUAUGAGUAAUGAGUAUAGCUAUUUACAUAUUACAUACAUGCAUUGGUUUUUGUUUCGAUUGAAAUGUUUAAAUUUGUUAAUUUUGUGUAAUCUAUGAUACCAAACUCGCAUAAUACCUAUUUAAUGCAAUAGUCAUAGAAUCUACAAUUUCGAUUACUCCAGUCUGUAUUUAUAUAUUUAUGUCCAUUACUGUUUCAAAAGUAAUACCCCAGCCACACUAUGCUACUCGUCCUGCUCAUCGCGCUGCCGCUCGCCUCGAUAUUGCCGUCUGGCCACACACUGCUCUACUCGCGCGAUUAAUCGCGACGCUCUUCAUUUCGCACUCGUAUUGCCGGUCCUUUGACUCGCGCGCAAAAGCCGACAAAAUAGGGAGCAGUGAGCAGGACGAUGAGCACGACGAGUGGCAUGACGAGUAACGUUGCCACACUACGUCCCUGCCUAAUUUCCUCGUCACUUCCCAUACCACUCGUCGAGUCGUGUGGCUGGGGUAUUAUGAAUGGAUAGGAUGAUUUCGUAAUUUUAUGUUUAGAAUUAUUUUUAUAUUUAAAUUAAAAUUAUCUCAAAUCAUAAUAGUUUUACCUCGAGCUUCAAUUCCGAGUUUUCUGGAUAGUCAAUAAAUAGGCAUUUAUGUAAUCUAGAUAAGAUAUAGGUUUUUCAUUGAUCAGAAAUUGAGGCUUCACCCAAAUCGUCUACUAGAGUCGUAACGGCUUAAUAAAGAACCCUAUGAAGUUGCAAUAAGGCAUACAUUUCAAUUGACCAAGGUUUAUGUUUGCUCUCUAAUUUAUCAAUUAUCUUAUUAUAUAAACUAAACGCCUUUCACAUUCAAGAACUUAUGCUUCAAACUUGUUCUAUAAAAAUUCUAAAUAUCCAUUAAGGGCAUGAAAUAAAAUAUGUAAUACUUAAUACGUUUAAAAUUUACGCUCGAAAUUAGACGUUCGAAAUUUAUGUAGCGGUACAUGAGCGGUACCUAUAUUAAUGUGAAUACUGUCUUCCAUAAUGCCUACAAUGUGAAGAACACCGUUAGCAAAAAUCGACAUGUUUCAUUAGGACAAUAUUUUGUGAUGGGGAACCCCAUUAAUUAUUAUAAUAAUAAUAUGUUAAUAUGAAAUAUUAAAAUACUAGCUUUCCACCCGCAGCUUCGCCCGCGCAGUCAAAGAAAAACCCGCAUAG